Messenger RNA from Mesocestoides corti, 870 nucleotides. The record is from the annotation of a GenBank genome assembly. Lineage: Eukaryota; Metazoa; Platyhelminthes; Cestoda; Cyclophyllidea; Mesocestoididae.
AUGAGCAGCCACGUCCGUAGACUUCAGUACCAACAACAACAACAACGACAGGCUCAGUUAAAUCGCCACUAUGUGAGUGGUAGUCUCUCAUCGUUGGGCAAGCGCGGUGCUUAUGAUGAAUCGCCUGCGGCCUAUGAGGGCACCUUACCUGCUGCUGGCACCUCUCAUUUAGGUGGCAUUGAAAGCAAUGUGGUUCGUCCCUCUCUAGGCUCUGUGGUGUCUUUCGACAGGCAAGGCUAUCCUAGUCAAGCUCGUGGUGGCAGUAUGAUGAGUUACAAUCCACCGUCUACUGUUGCUGGCAGAUCUCUGAUUGGAAGGCCCUCUUUGUACGCAAAAAGCAGUUUAUAUCGUUCCAGGAGUCUUGGCGCCUCAAAAGCCUCCCUCGCGACCGUGAGAAGCGGCCGGUCGACAAUUCAGGCUGAGCACCACGACCGCAAGGUGCAGCUUCUCAUUAAUGCGGUCGACUUCAAACGUGCCACCAAACCCUACUUCUGGUCCGUCUUCUUCUUCACCAUGUUCCUCUUUACCCUCUUCCUCGGCUUACUCAUUAUCUGCCUACGCCACGUCUACAUGAACCUCAUUCUCUCCGUUGACAUCGGCGAGUCGAUUGGACCAAUCCUGUGCGGCCUCUCCUUCCUCUUCCUCGGCGCUGGCUUCAAAUUCCUCUACGAUGCCUACCAGACGGGGGCGCGGGAACGACAGAAGAUAAAGUACGUGCCAGAUAGUUCUACGACUGUGGCUGUCAAGGUGACAACUGCGCCCGCGGUCGAUGCUACAGAAGAACUUCUAAGUGGAAAAACAACUGAGAAGGCUCUAACUCGAGCUCCGAUUGGAACGCGGACUGUCAAUCCCUCGGUUCUUUCCUAUUAG